Molecule: messenger RNA, 3324 nt
Organism: Salvelinus sp. IW2-2015
Lineage: Eukaryota; Metazoa; Chordata; Actinopteri; Salmoniformes; Salmonidae
Product: anoctamin-10
Source: RefSeq, a predicted model, not a curated record
CCUGAAGGGAGGUAGAAGUUUCACUGCAUUCCUGUCCUGCAACUCCGACUCACCCAUCUGCAAGGACAUAUCCGUAGUGUGUGUGUGUUUGUGGCAGUGUUCAGGACCCCUGAACAGGCCCCACCUUGAUUUCAGGACCACAUUGUGUGUAUAUUAGUUUGUGUUAAAACAUAACAUCGGAGGGGGUGUGGGCCAGACAUCCGCAUACGCCUAUUGACCUAAACCUCAACACAUUGUCAGGGACGUGAUGACGUCGCUGGGUGAUAAUGGCUCUGUCCAGACACAGACCAAGGUCCUGUCCCAGGACUCAUGGACGCAGGUCAGCUGUCCCUGCUGUGUGUCUAAGCAGGUGGAGCCCCUGGUCCUCAUCCAGCUGUCAGACAAUGUCCAGCCUGUCACCAAGAGGUGGCUCAUCUCCCUGAUUGAAGCUUCAAAGAGACACGGAGGAGCAGCAUUGCUGGCCCACCCUGGAGAGGAUGAGUGUGGGGAUGUGAUCAUGGUGUCUGCUCCUCGCUGCACAUUCCUCAAAGCCACAGAGGAUCUGGGUCUGUGUAAGAAAUACCACAAUGAAGACAUGGUUGCUUUCUCCUACCACGACAGAGACAACUUCAGCAACGUUGAUGACAUGCAGGAGUUCCUGACGCUAGCGGAGCGUCAGUACAUAGUCAAGAAUGAGCUGGACUCUCUACAGGCCCAGAAGAAGCAAAGAAUCCCUGGAGUCCCAGAGGCUCCAGGGGUCCUGGAGGCCUGGGAGAACAUCUGUCAGAAGCUGGUGAGGGCAGGAGUGAUAAAGGACAUCUUCCCUCUACAUAACCAGCAGAGACUGAAUGACCUCGGCAGAAGUUGGUACUAUAAGAAGCAGAUAUGGGGACAGCCUCUCGAUGCAAUACAAUCAUAUUUUGGAAGCACCGUGGCGUUUUACUUCAGCUUUCUAGACUUCUACACCUGGGCCCUGGUUCCCCCUGCCUUCCUGGGCCUGGUCCUGACCUUUCUGCUGCCUGGAGGUGGUGGGGUGGUGAAGGAGCAGGCCGUGGAGGGGGUGAUGGAGGAGGACGACGAUGGCCCCUCGGUCAGUGGUCACAUGGUACAGGCUGUAUUCAGCAUGCUGUGGUCCACGCUGUUCAUCGAAUUGUGGAAGCGCCGGAGCUCCUCCCUCUCCCACCGCUGGGGCACACUGAACCUGGCUGAGCGCUUUGCCGGGCCCCGCCCUGGCUUCCACGGUACCCUGGGGCUCAACCCUGAAACAGGUCGUCUGGAGCCCCUGUUCCCGGAGUGGCAGAGACAGCUGCGUGUAGGACUGGUGUCGUUGCCCCUAGUGGGGCUGUUCCUGGGACUGGUGGUGCUGGGGAUGACAGGCUUCUACCACGGAGAGGCCCUGGUACAGGGCUUCCAUCAGGACAGCGGCUCCCUGUUCUCUGGAGCUCUGCUCUACCUGCCCUCCAURGCCCACAYWGUCUACACCAMCAURYURRRGAAUGUGUACCACKCUGUGGCCAUGCAACUCACCGAGUGGGAAAACCACCGAGAGGAGUCCUCUUUCCAGAACCAUCAUACCACCAAAGUCCUCCUGUUUACUUUCUUCAACAACUUUGCUGUGCUCUUCCACAUUGCCUUUUACAAACAGGACCUACCACUGCUACGCAAGAGACUUGCCUCUAUGCUAAUUGGGAACCAGCUGAUGAACCAGUGUACAGAGGUGGUGGUGCCAUUUAUAGUCGACCGCUUCCUCAGUGCUCCCCAUAAGAAAGAGCAGGAGGACGACCUAGAGGUGGACAAACUCAGAGCCCAGAGAAGCCUUCCUCCUUUUCCAGGCCUGUUUGCGGAGUACAUUGAAUUGCUGCUGCAGUUUGGGUAUUUGAGUCUGUUCUCCUGUGUGUACCCGCUCACCGCCGUCCUCCUGCUYCUCAACAACAUCACAGAGAUCCGAGGGGAUGCCUACAAGAUCUGCAAACUGUUCCGCAAGCCAUUCUCUGCCCCAGUGUCCAAUAUGGGGGUGUGGCAGACAGCGUUUGAGGUUCUGGGCUUUGUCUCAGUCAUGUCUAACUGCUGGCUGCUGCUGCUGUCCCCUCGCGUCCAGGAGUUCUGUCUGGAGGGAGGGAUCAGCGGAAAGAACAUCAUACUCGUCGCCAUCCUGGUCGAGCAUGUCCUGAUCCUGGUCAAGAUGAUUCUAGCCUUUAUGAUCCCAGAUGAGCCUGACUGGGUCAGAAUCAAGAGGGAACAAAUCGAGUUUAACUCUAUGCAAGCUCUAGGGCAGCAGAAGCUAUGAAGCCCCUGUGGGAGAGUGAGUGUCCUGUUGCCCUUCAAGUGGUGGUCUGGACUAGGGGGCUCAUUAGAAUUAGCUGCCAUAACGAGGACGGACAGGAGGAUAUAAAGACACGUCUGUUUGGCCUGUGAACUUAAACCCUGGAGCCAGCCAGUCUGAGAAGCUCCCUCAGUAUCUCCCUCUGAAGGACUCCCUCUCCAGGCAUAAAUACAGUUCAGAAAGGAAACACCAGGUAUUCGUUUAACCAUUUAUUAGAGAAUAUGAACAAUACGUCUUGGCAAUAGGCUGUGCUCUGUCAGGGUAGCUCACUGUCAGAGCAAAGCGUCAACAUAUAAUAACUACAGGUGUGCUAUACCAAUCCACCUGCAGGAAGGAAAACAGAACCAAACAGGUGGAGGUUGGGGUGGUGGAGGUUUUGGUGGUGGUGUGUAGCAAGAAAAACAAAUGCAUACUAGCAGUAGCAGCAAGCGGCAGCAGAGGAUGUGUGAGCAGAACCUGGUCAGCUUAAAUAGACCGCCAUAUUAAGUAGGAAGUGUUGUUAGCAUCUGGUUGUUGCAGUCUCAGCUGAUGCAGAAACUCAGGUUUUAAUUCUGAACCUGCUUUGCUUUAUAAGUCAUGUUAGAUACUAGAGGCAGGGGCCAGGGACUGAAGCGAAACCCAAUGAAGAGCUAGGUGUGUUGUUCAUUGUUUUAAUGUAGCUUUGCAGCUUCAGCUUAGGUGUCAGAUUUCUUGAAAUAGUGGGUAGCUUUGGACUUUGUGUGUGGCACAUACUAUGCAAGUUUUUAAUUUGCUAUAAAUAUUUUUUUUCUCCAGUGGUUUACGUACUUUCACAUAAUGAGUGUUACAUUGUACGUUUCAAGCACAUUACAAACCUACUAAAAUCAAAUUAUUUGAAGAUUUUGCAAAUGUUAAAACAUAAGGAUUAAUGAUUAACUUGAUUUUGGAAUACAUACUAUAUUCAUAUGUAUCUUUUAAAAUUGAAGAUGUAGAAGAGAUGCUGUGUUGGAUGAGAGGAGAUAGUUAUGUUCAGCCAAAUAAAAUAAACAUCCCAAAUCAGCACA